AGAUUGACAGCUCGCCGCGCCGCGCUUCAGUAGAAGAAGACAACUCCCGUGGAGGAGCAGCCGCGACCCGCGUCCACAGACGAACUUUCCCUUGUUUCCUCGGAUUUCAACCCCGUACUUUCACGCGAGUUUACCGGCGGGGCGCUCGGUUUGGACCGCAUGAGGACGUGCGGGGUAUGAACGCGGCGCGGACGCCCCAAACAAAGUAGAAGAGGAGGCAGAGCUGCGCGCUCGAUGGCUGCGGGGGAUGGAGCCCUGCCGGCCACCGUAGCGGCCAGCCGGAGCGUGGAGAAGGCGCUGGAGGAGGCUGCGGCGAGCGGGGCUCUCAACUUGUCCACCCGCAAACUGAAGGAGUUUCCCCGCAGCGCCCGCAACUACGACCUGUCCGACAUCACACACGCAGACCUGUCUAAGAACCGUCUCUGUGAGUUGCCGGAGGAGCUCUGUCAGUUCAUCUCUCUGGAGACACUGAGCCUUUACCACAAUGGGAUGCGUUCACUGUCCUCCAGCCUGGGCAACCUCCAGGCUCUGACCUACCUCAACCUCAGUCGUAAUCUCCUGUCCAGUUUACCCCCGUCGGUGUUUCAGCUUCCUCUCCUGCGAGUGCUCAUCGUCAGCAACAACAAGCUGUCUUCACUGCCCGCCUCCAUAUACUCCCUCACACACCUCCGACAGCUGGACGUGAGCUGCAAUGAGCUGCAGUGUUUGCCUGCAGAGCUCGGUCAGUUGGAGUGUCUGAGGGACUUAAACCUGAGGAGGAACCAGCUCACCACACUGCCUGAAGAAAUAUCCGAGCUCCCUCUUGUCCGGCUCGAUGUGUCCUGCAACCGCAUUUCCCACGUGCCCUUGUGCUACCGCCACUUGCGGCAUCUCCAGAGCAUCAUGCUGGACAACAACCCGCUGCAAAUGCCGCCUGCGCAGAUCUGCUCCAAGGGCAAAUACCACAUCUUCAAGUACCUCAACAUGGAGGCGUGCAAGAGGAGCCAGGAGGAGCUGGAGAGACACAUGAGACCCACUGGAUUCAACAGCUGCCUGUCAGACCAGGAGCUGUUCACUGGUCAGUUUAGUGGACUGGACUCCGGCUUCAACAGUGUGGACAGCGGCAGCAAGAGAUGGUCUGGGAAUGAGUCAGCAGAUGACUUCUCAGAGCGUUCCCUCCGCAUGGCUGAGGUCAGCAGAGACCAGAGGAACCUGGAGGAGGAGGAAGAGGAAGAGGAGGAUGGACCUCCUUUGGAAGCGAACAAAGUGAAUGGCGUGGCGGAGCAGGUGGACUUCAUUGACAGCAGUGUAACGGAGGAAGAGGAGGAGGAGAUCAGGAUGGAUCCACGCACACCUCCUCUGGAUCAGAAGGAGGGAACUUCACCGUCCCAAACCCAAGACUCAACAACAUGCAGGUCCAGCCUCCACAUUGAGGUGGUCCCCCCUUCGUCGCCCUCUUCACCUCCCAUAUCCCCCUCCAGCCCCACCCUGGAGGAGCGGAGGAGGCCGGGAACCCUGCUCAUCUGGCAGGAGAGAGAGCGGCUGCAGCAGCAGCAGCAGCAGCAGAGAGAGAAAGCCAGUUUGCUGAAGUCAUCGACCAAAACAGGAAGUCACGUGGCCACGGCACCGCAGACAGGAAGUAGCUCAGCUGGUACAUCUCCAGAGAACAACAGCUCCCUCUCCGGCCUGCGGCAGAGAUGUGCAAGCGCUGAACAGAUGAGCACAGUGCCUCCAUCAGUACUUCUACAUCGCUCCAGCAGUAGACCAGAUGUCCUGCCCUCCCCGAAGACGUCUCCUCCACUUGGUCAGAAGCAGAAACCCAACAGCUUCCUGUUCCGCGCCGCCUCCCGCAGCAAUGUCAAACCCACAGGCUCCAUCUUUACUCUGGGCGAGUCUGGCAGAAGUGAGUCUCGCACGACGCUGCGUUCCCCUAAAGAGGAGAGACAAGUCAUCACACAUCUACGCAAGACUGUGGAGUCUCGGCUGAAUAUCACUUUGCCGGAGGAUCUGAGUGAGGCCUUAUCCAACGGCACCAUCCUCUGCCAGCUGGUUAACCAGAUUCGACCACGCUCCGUAUCAAUCAUCCACAUUCCCUCCCCAGCAGUGCCAAAACUGAGUUCAGCAAAGUGUCGAGUCAACGUGGAAAACUUCAUCGCUGCUUGUCGCAAGCUGGGAGUCCCUGAGACCGAUGUGUGUACGUGCUCUGAUGUGCUUCUAUGUAAGCUGCCCGCUGUACUGCGCUGUGUGGCAGCCCUGCCGGCCGCAGAGGGGGGUGGAAUGGCGGAGGACCACUCCCCUUGCCACUCCUCGCCUUCGUCUUCAUCGUCCUCGUCCUCACUGCUGUCCACAGAUUUCCUGCUCUUCUACUGUGCGGCCAUGGCCGUGCUCUACGUCGCCUACUGCUACCUGCUCACCUAGAGGAGACACACGCGACACAGAGUACUCACAUAGUCACAGCUCUACACACAUGGUGAACACACACACACAGGCAUGGAAACAGAAAUGUGUGGGGCGGUCACAGUUGUAGUGUGUGAGGCCGACACACAGCUGCUCUCACAGCUGUCAUCUCAGACAAUACGCCACACUGUGUGUGUGUGGAUGUUAGAGCGUGUGUGUGUGUUUUCAGUACACAUACUCUGACUGUAGAGCAGAUGUCUUAAGUCCUGAGAGUGUGUGUUGGGAUGUUGGAGCCAUAUAGAGCAUGCUGCAGAGCACCUUUUAAUAGAAUACACUGCACACAGCUGUUCAUUUCAACCUUUAAAGGAAUAGAAAGCACUAAUGUGAGGGACAGAUACUGCGUGAGAGUAGAUGAACAGUGAAAUGCCUUAGCCUAGAUUAGCCUUCACUCAGUAACACUGUAACUCUUGAGGUAGAGGUGCUCAGAGGCAAAAUGGAUCUCAGUGGUCGGGACUCGAACAGGAAGAGGAAAGGAAGCACACACUCAGUCGAACCCCUUUUUACGCAGAACACCUUUAAUGCAUUUAACCAACGCCCCCUUGUAGACUACUUAAAACGUUGCAAGUUAAUAUCGUGUCACAAAUAGAUCGAUGUAUGUGAAGCAGAGAAAUGUAAAAUGACUUUGGUUCACUCUGAAACUGUUUCUCCGAUCAGCUGAGUAGACGGCCUUUCGUUGUUGCGCGGGACACGUUCACACAGCUAAAAGACCCAGACCACAUCCCAACGUGGUCUCAGACGUGUUCUCAGUGCGUCCUGCGUGCGUUCACACUUCAACUUAAAGCCGUCCACUUGUGAUCGGAUCACCUGAGAUGUAGAUAGCGGGUCUGAAGCUCUCUGUUUGUUCAGAAUGGGACGAUGAUCGUAUUUCAUACACUGACCCACGCAACCACGUGCCAACACAUGCAGGAUCCACGCUGCAGCCAUCAAGCACAUACGCAUAGUUAACUUUAAAGCUGCAUUCAUUAUUAUAACUUGCAGACAACGCAGCAAGUUGCAUUAAACACAACCUGUGACCCAUCACCUUCUAAAUCUGAACUUACGCAUUCAUAUGGAGUCACAUUUGAGUCCACCUGAUGAAUCUAAGUGUAACAUCUGCUGUUAACAUCUGCCUGACUGAACCACUAGAGCCAAGUUGUUUGCAAUGAGCUCAACGAUGCUUUAAAUUCUCGCUGUUGGUCACUUUUCACAUUCCGCGCGAUCAUUUCAUCCUUUGCUAACGUACAAAAUAUUGAGAGCUGCAGCUUUGAGGCUCAACACGGUUGUCGCGUUUUGUAAAAGGUGUUUCUAUGCAAACUGCGGUUGCGUUCAAACUUGGUUUUGACUUCCAAUGCCUGUUCUAUCAGAUAAAAUAAAAUCCUGCUUACAAAAGGAAUUGCUGAGUUCUGGGCUUGUGGCAGCAUCGUUAACCAAACGUGUAGAACAGAAUUAGUAAAAAGUGACACAUCUCAG
Paralichthys olivaceus (Japanese flounder) is the source of this 3885-nucleotide messenger RNA. RefSeq names its product leucine-rich repeats and calponin homology (CH) domain containing 4 (gene lrch4). The record is from RefSeq and is a predicted model, not a curated record. NCBI's taxonomy places the organism in Eukaryota, Metazoa, Chordata, Actinopteri, Pleuronectiformes, Paralichthyidae. Gene Ontology annotation, molecular function: protein binding.